AGAUGUUCUCAAACAAUGAUGAAGCUCUUAUUAACAAGAAGCUUCCCAAGGAGCUGCUACUUAGGAUUUUCUCCUUCUUAGAUGUUGUUACACUUUGUCGGUGUGCCCAAGUCUCCAGGGCUUGGAACGUCCUUGCUCUUGAUGGUAGCAAUUGGCAGAGAAUCGACUUAUUCGACUUUCAGAGGGAUAUUGAGGGCCGUGUAGUAGAGAAUAUAUCCAAAAGAUGUGGUGGGUUUUUGCGCAAACUAAGUUUACGUGGAUGCCUGGGUGUGGGAGAUAAUGCUCUCAGAACCUUUGCUCAGAACUGUAAGAAUAUUGAAGUUUUAAACCUGAAUGGCUGCACCAAAAUCACUGACACAACCUCGUCUAGCCUCAGUAAAUUUUGUUGUAAACUCAGACAUUUGGACUUGGCAUCAUGCACCUCCAUUACUAACUUAUCCCUAAAGGCUCUCAGUGAGGGCUGCCCCCUCCUGGAGCAACUGAACAUCUCAUGGUGUGAUCAGAUCAGCAAGGAUGGGAUCCAGGCUCUGGUAAAGGGCUGCGGGGGGCUGCGGUGCCUGUCCCUCAAGGGCUGCACUCAGUUGGAAGAUGAGGCGCUUAAAUAUAUUGGAUCACAGUGUCCAGAACUUGUCACGUUAAAUCUACAGGCGUGUUCCCAGAUAACUGAUGAUGGACUCAUCACAAUUUGCCGUGGAUGUCACAAGCUGCAGUCUCUGUGCGCCUCUGGCUGUUCCAACAUCACAGACUCUAUUCUUAAUGCACUGGGACAGAACUGCCCCCGACUCAGAAUUCUUGAAGUAGCUCGAUGUUCACAGUUGACAGAUUUAGGAUUUACCACUCUGGCUAAAAAUUGCCAUGAGCUAGAGAAGAUGGAUUUGGAGGAAUGUGUACAGAUUACAGAUAGCACUCUUAUCCAGCUUUCCAUACACUGUCCAAGGCUGCAAGUGUUGAGCCUUUCCCACUGCGAGUUGAUCACAGAUGAUGGUAUCCGCCACUUGGGCAAUGGUGCUUGUGCCCAUGAUCGUCUUGAAGUUAUCGAAUUAGAUAAUUGUCCUCUCAUCACUGAUGCAUCAUUGGAGCACUUAAAAAGCUGCCAGAGUCUUGAACGUAUUGAAUUGUAUGACUGCCAACAGAUCACACGGGCUGGCAUCAAAAGACUUCGGACACAUCUCCCUAACAUUAAAGUCCAUGCCUACUUUGCUCCAGUCACACCACCUCCCUCCGUGGGGGGCAGCAGGCAACGAUUCUGCAGAUGCUGUGCCAUCCUAUGA
Molecule: messenger RNA, 1271 nt
Organism: Staurois parvus
Lineage: Eukaryota; Metazoa; Chordata; Amphibia; Anura; Ranidae
Source: the annotation of a GenBank genome assembly